This is a messenger RNA of Eriocheir sinensis (Chinese mitten crab), 5578 nucleotides long. RefSeq names its product serine-rich adhesin for platelets-like. The transcript is spliced from 12 exons. The coding region runs from base 251 to 4159 and encodes 1302 amino acids. The record is from RefSeq and is a predicted model, not a curated record. NCBI's taxonomy places the organism in Eukaryota, Metazoa, Arthropoda, Malacostraca, Decapoda, Varunidae.
CUCCUCCCCGCCAGUCUAGGUACUUCUGUGUGGCUGAGAGGCGGCACAGACAAACCGGUGCAGACGAGGACCCACUGACAAAGCGAUACAGAGAAGGCGGUACAGAAAAAAGGGAUACAGACAAGGACGUACAGAGAAAGGUGUUCAGAACUUGAGGUACAGACAAGGCGGUACAGACAAAGCGAUACAGACUAAACGGUACAGAAAAACCGACCCUCUGACCUCAAACUCGCGCGCAUUCUUCUCCGUCAUGGCUCCGAUAUCAAACUCCACCUCCUCGGGCGUUCCUCAAGGCGGCAAAAGCUUCAACGACAGCUUCUGGAACUUCGAACUGCCCAUCAGCCGCCGAGGUCACUUCUUCCAGGACGCGGCCUUUGAGAGCACCUACGAACAGCUGAAUGAGAACGUCCGGCGGAUUCUUCAGCGUUGGGGAGAGGCGGACUUCCUCUCAGAACCCGAAGACGUGAAGAUUCGUCCCUCAGAGUCCCUAAGCCGCUUCAGGCAGCUCCGGAAACACAACUACUUGAAGGAGGAGGACCAGGCUGUCACAGUGGCCUCAGACGCUACCAGUCACAAGAUCGUGAUGGACGUGCAUGACUUCGUGAGCGGUGAGGUGAAGGCGCGGGUGGAGGGCGAGCGGGAGCUGGUGGUGGAGGGGCGCACAGAGACCAAGACGGGCGACUGGGCGGCUUCGAGUAGCAGCUUCCGGCGACGCUUCUGCCUCCCGACCAACGCUGACCUCACCGCUGUGUCCGCCGUGCUCUCCGACGACGGCAUCUUGACUGUCACGACGCCUCUGAAGGGCGCGCCGCAGAGCCAGGGCCACGUGGAUGUCCCUCUCGUCGCGCAAGACACUCACUCCGGCCUGACAGACGCCCGCACGAGCUUCACAUCCUCACUGACCGCUGACAACGCACAGCAGUCCACGUGCACCUGUCGCCUCGGGGAGCAGACCAGGAGGAGCCCAAGACCAGGGGGACGCGAGCACAUCAUCCCCAUUAGAGUUGACGACGACCAUGAGGCUUCCCACAGCGCCCAGGCCAGCGUCAGCACCCAGGCCGCCCGGGAGUCGCAGAAUCGUGAAUUUACUUCCCACACGAAGGCUGAGUCCACCGCCAGCAGCACACACGAGGCUUUCGCAAGACAGUCUAAGUGUGGUGAGAGCCCCGCCACUUCCAGAGCCUCCAGCGUCACCUCCCAGGCCAGCGGCAAGGACACGACUCAGACACAAUCGACCGCCACGACAUGGAACGCGAAGGUCAGGAGUGCUCCCGCCAACCAGCUUCCGAUCACCCGACGCGGUCUCUUCUUCGACGACUCCUUCUUCUCGGGUCUUCACCAGGACUUUGAGAGUGCAGUGAACGACGUGUUGGGCCGCUGGGGCGAGACUAGCGUGCUGACCGACGACCGAGAUAACACGAGUCGUCUGGGCCGCUACAGGCAACUCCGCGAACAGAACCUGAACGUGGAGAGCCAGGCUGUGACCUCUACUUCGGACGAGACCAGCCACAAGAUCGUGAUGGAUGUGCAUGACUUCGUAGGCGGCGAGGUGAAGGCGCGGGUGGAGGGCGAGAGGGAGCUGGUGGUGGAGGGACGCACUGAAACCAAGACCGGCGACUGGGACGUGUCGACCAACACCUUCCGCCGACGCUUCUGCCUCCCGCGCGACACGGACUUGGCCGCCGUGUCCGCUGUGGUGUCCGACGAUGGUGUCCUGACCGUCACGGCGCCCAGACUCCCAAAGCAACAGCAGCAACACAAGGGCCGAGAAACACUCAUCCCGAUACACACUGAAGACAGCCAGCACACAACACACCAAGAACACAAGGCCUCCACCACCUCCUCGACGAAGUGCGUCAACUGCUCGACGGCUCCUUCGCGGCAGACGUCGACGAUUGGGACGCAGACGGAAGACCAGACAGAUUUGUUCUCGAAAUCCUUUACGAAGAAGACAGAGGACACAAGAGAGGUACACGCGACCAAAGAGCACCAACAAAAGUCGACCCAGGAACUACACCACCACCUCACGCAGGACUCCACCUCGCUGCCCAUCACGACGCGCGGGAUGUUCUUCGGCGACGCUUUCUUCAAGGACUCGUGGCAGGACUUCCAGGAGGCGGUGCGGGACGUGGUGGCCAAGUGCGGGGAUCCUGCGUGUCCUGCCGACGACCUCACGCACUACAGGACUCUCCGGCAGCGGGAUUUACGCGACGAGAACCAGGCGUUGAAGUUCACUGAGGACGAGACGGCGUAUAAGAUCGUGAUGGACGUGCAGGGCUUCAUGGAGGGCGGCAGCGUGAACGUCAAGUCGGCGCAGGACAGGCAGUUGACGGUGGAGGGACACGUGGAGACGCAGACGGGCGGCGAGCGCUACAAGAAACACUUCCACCGUCGCUUCGUCCUCCCGCGCGACAUCUACUCGGAGUCCGUGACCUCAGUGGUGUCUGCUGACGGCGUCCUCACCAUCACGGCCCCGAAGAAGCCGUCGUCCCUUCCCCCCCGCGAGACGAUCAUUCCCGUGGGCAUCGAGGAAGGGAUACACAGGACGGAGAGCCUCAGCCGCGUGACGGAGGCGUUCUUGGAUGCGCAACGAGAGGCACGCAGCGUCCAGGAGAGGUCCAAGGAAGUGUCGGCGACGAGUACGACGACUACACAAGGAUCGUCGCGCCAAGAAUCCCUGACGGACAACCUUCCUUCGGAGUCCAGGAAGAUCGUAAGCUCACGGGAACUCAUCAUACCAGUAGUGCUUGAGGAAGAGGAAGAAGAGGAGGAGGAGGAGGAAGAAUCAAUGUCCCGUGUCGAGGUAAGUGAGGAAACCCGAACGACCACGAACAAGGAAUCUCAGGAGUCGUCCCACGCUCGCAUUGACACCACCACGACCACCACGACCACUACCAAAGUCUGGGAGAGCCACGAAGAAAAAAUAGAGAACGCGGAGACGCACACAGGCCAGGCAGUAACGAGCGGAAGUCACAUGCUGGAAACGAUCGCUGAAUCAGAAGACCUCGAAGACCUCCGAGAAGCCACGACUACAGGGGCACGCUACAAGUACAACACGGCUUCGGAGACUCUCGCAAGCCACGCCGAAGAGACGGAGAACCACGCACAAGAGAAGAUUGUGGGUUCAGUAAACAGCGAGGAUCUCACGACAACCUCAACGAGUCUUCGGCAUGCUGAAGGGGCCAAGAACCACUCUCUAGGCCUCCCCUUCGUCAAGACAGUGCCAAUCAGCCUCAAGGGGGACUUCUUCAGCGACGCCUUCUUCGAGGACGCGCGGAAGCAGUUCACGUCGGCGGUUCAGGAUGUUCUUCAGCAGACGGAGGCCACGGCUUCGGGGUCUGACGAGGUGGCGAGUUACCGAAGUCACCUCAGGAGACACCCACAGCUCGAGAACCAGGCGGCCCACGUAGAGGAGGACCUGGAGUGCUUCAAGGUUGUCCUCGAUGUACACGAAUUCGUCGGUGGAGAUCUCAAGGUGGAGGUGGAGGACGGGAAGGCGCUGGUGGUGGAGGGCCAGGCGUCGUGCGAGGAGGGCGCCUCAUCCUCCACCCUCACCUUCCGUCGCAUUUUCUCGCUGCCUUCACAAGCUGACGUGGGGGCCAUCACCUCCGCGCUCUCCUCCGACGGCGUGCUCACCAUCCUCACGCCGAAGAUAAAAAGGGAAGUCGAAGUCCCAACCGCCUGCAAGAGUGUCACGCAGAGCCACUCCAGCCGCGAGGAACAGAGCGCCGUUACUGAGGCUUGGGCGGGACAGCAGAUUCGACGGAUACAGAGAGAAGUCGAAGUCCCAACCGCCUGCAAGAGUGUCGCGCAAAGUCACUCCAGCCGCGAGGAACAGAGCGCCGUUACUGAAGCUUGGGCGGGACAGCAGAUUCGACGGAUACAGAGAGAAGUCGAAGUCCCAACCGCCUGCAAGAGUGUCGCGCAAAGUCUCUCCAGCCGCGAGGAACAGAGCGCCGUUACUGAAGCUUGGGCGGAACAGCAGGCUCGACAGAAGGUCACGGAGUCUACGAGGUGCUACUCCGAGGCAUACAGCAAGAGUGGAAGCAGUAGCAGCACCACCACAAGCAACAGCAGUAACAGUGGCAGCAGUAGCACCAGCAGUCUUCGAAGCGGUAGUUGCACCCAGCAGCAGUUCUCGUCUCAUAAUGUGUUCUGAGUCACUCCACGGGAUGACACGACGAGAUGCGGUGAGGGGAAGCUAUCACUGGGCCUAAGGAAGUCUCUGUCCCGGGUAAGGCGUUCCUGAAGAUGGAGUUUGCCGCGCGAGGGACACUGAAACUGAACCCGAGGCAAGGACAGCGGCGGCGUGGAAAGCCAGUGUUUAUAACUGUCUCGCUGAACCAAGAGACGAGGACGAGGUACCACUGGGAACACUAUGAGAGAGAGUAGAGUUUAACGCCAUCUCGUUGAACCAAGAGACGAAGACGAGGUACCACAGGGAACACUAUGAGAGAGAGUAGAGUUUAACGCCAUCUCGUUGAACCAAGAGACGAAGACGAGGUACCACAGGGAACAACAUGAGACUGAGUAGAGCUUAACGUCAUCUCGUUGAACCAAGAGACGAAGACGAGGUACCACAGGGAACAACAUGAGACUGAGUAGAGUUUAACGCCAUCUCGUUGAACCAAGAGACGAAGACGAGGUACCACUGGAAACACCAUGGGACAGAGUAGAGUUUAACGCCAUCUCGUUGAACCAAGAGACGAACACGAGGUACCACUGGGAACACCAUGGGACUGAGUAGAGUUUAACGCCAUCUCGUUGAACCAAGGGACGAGGCAAGACCAGUAACACAGAGUCACACCGAGAGAGAACCAGGCCAGCAUGCAGCCGCGCCAGAGUCCUCAUUGAACACCUGGGCUCUGUUACCUGCCACUGCACCUACUAAGGAGAGGAGCGACAGGAGGUUGUAUGACUUAGUGAGUGCUGCGCUGCUUCACACACAUACGAAAACGGAGACUGAGAAAACUAAACAAGUGGUAAAAAAAGUAAUAAGUAUAAGUAAUGAAAAAGUAAAUCUAAAUCACUCUGUGUAAGUAAGAAGUGCAGAAAAACGUCAAGAUGCAAACUAGAUUAAUGAUUAGUGAUAAGAAAAGUGAAUUAACGCAAACCUGAUAAGUAAUACGCGGUGAAAAGUGAAUCUAAUGCAAGCGGUUAUCAUAAGUGCUAUAAAGUGAAGUGGAUGUCAUAAGUUCUAAAAAGUAAAGUGGAUCUCAUAAGUGGUAAAAAGUAAAGUGGAUCUCAUAAGUGGUAAAAAGUGGAGUGGCGGUCAUAAGGACUAAAAAGUGGAGUGAAAGUCAUUAGUGCUAUAAAGUAAAGUGGAUGUCACAAGUUCUAAAAAGUAAAGUGGAUGUUAUAAGUUCUAAAAAGUGAAUCUGAUACAAACAAGAUAAGCGCACCUUCCGCAUCAAUAUCUAUAACCAUCUAUACAAACCAAGUGCUUGUAGUGUAGGCGACAAGGGAGAGACCUGAGCCUCCCAUCGCCACAACCCAACAUUCCCACGACACAUUGUGAUACAUAUUAGUGAAAGACGGCUGCUUGUAUCAUCCCUUUCCCCUACUAAAAACGCUACAC